Molecule: messenger RNA, 921 nt
Organism: Python bivittatus (Burmese python)
Lineage: Eukaryota; Metazoa; Chordata; Lepidosauria; Squamata; Pythonidae
Source: RefSeq, a predicted model, not a curated record
UGUUAUUGAGAUUAUAUAAAAUAAUAUAGUUUGUCUCUAGUGUUAGAUCAGUGAAGGUUCACUCCGUAUGUUUAUGGAGAGUCUCAAAUGAUCUGGAGUUUCCAUUUUUGCCCAGGUGGAAUGGAAAACAUAAAACAGCAUACGUUUGCUUUGGCUCACCACACCUAUACAGUUCUUUCUACAUUAAAAUAUGAUAACGGUGCACCUCUUGUGCACAUUUAUAGUGAUACUGACUUCAGCAGCUCGGAUAUCCAAGGUCCCAUAAUUAAUUUUAAUGUGUUAGAUGAAAAUGGAGAUAUAAUUGGGUAUUCACAGGUGGACAAACUGGCUGGGCUCUACAACAUCCAUAUGCGCACAGGUUGUUUCUGUAAUAUUGGAGCUUGUCAGCAGCACUUGGGGAUUAGCCAUGAUGACAUCAAAAAGAACCUCCAGGCUGGUCAUGUGUGCGGAGAUGACGUAGAUGUGAUCAAAGGACAUCCCACUGGGUCUGUGAGAAUUUCAUUUGGCUAUAUGUCUACAUUUGAAGAUGCCCAAGCCUUUCUGAAAUUCAUUAUAAGUAUUAGAUUAUCUGCCUGCAACUUGGUAAAGUGUUCAUCACAGAGACAGAUUGUUCCAAAGAUCACAUCAUUUCCCAGACAGGAUAGCAACACUCAUGAUGUGAAGAAUGCAAAUGAACAGCCUCUGAAAAGGAUAAUCAAGAAUUUACAGCUAAGUCACCACUUCACAUCAGUGAAAAAACCAGAAGAAAAUCUGCAGCUGACUAAGAGUUAUCCAGAAAUUAGCAUGCCUGAAGUUCUUGGUAAUUCAGUAGAAGAAGUGCCAAAUGGUAGAAAGAAAAUUACAGUCACCAAUAUUUACCUGUACCCAAUCAAAUCAUGUGCUGCAUUUGAGGUAAAUGUUUUCAGUAACAUUUUACAGUAA